Molecule: messenger RNA, 534 nt
Organism: Didymodactylos carnosus
Lineage: Eukaryota; Metazoa; Rotifera; Eurotatoria; Philodinida; Philodinidae
Source: the annotation of a GenBank genome assembly
AUGCCUCCAAUACUAAGUCAAGCCCAUAAUAUUUAUCUAUUAACGAUUGGUGCCGUUAGUCUGUAUUUUGUUAUUAAGUAUUACAGAAAAAAACGAUUUGAACGUGAAGAAAGGACAAACGGUUACUUACAAUGUCAAUCCCUUGAUGAUUUUGAACUACUGGCUAAAACGUUGUUACCAUCACAUCGUUUUAAUUAUUAUAAAUAUCAAGCUGGUUAUGGUUGUACAUAUCAGGCUUGUCGAGAAUAUUUUAAUCGACAUUUGAGAAUUAUACCAAAAGUGUUAACCGAUGUCAGUCAAAUAUCAUUACAAACAACAAUAUUCGGUCAUGUAUAUGAUAAUCCAAUAAUGAUAGCACCAACAGCAUUUCAUCGUCUAGCACAUGACGAUGGAGAAUUAGGUACGGCACAAGGUGCAACAAAUGCCAAAUCAAUUUAUAUUUAUAACUGGACAUUAUCGACUGUGGCAAUCGACAACGUACUGAAAACAACAGGUGAGAGUAUAGGGUCGAAAAGUAUUUAUUUAUUUGAAUGA